Molecule: messenger RNA, 1931 nt
Organism: Penaeus vannamei (Pacific white shrimp)
Lineage: Eukaryota; Metazoa; Arthropoda; Malacostraca; Decapoda; Penaeidae
Source: RefSeq, a predicted model, not a curated record
GGAGGAAGGAGGAUGGUGGCGGGGCAUCAGUAUGUGGGUAGACUGUGCCCAGGUGACACUGUGUGCUCCGCUCUGUUCGUUUGUCCUUCGGAGGAUCUACUUCCCAGGGUGUAAAAGAACUCAUUGACACGACGCACCAACGCCCACAGGACCCGGAUUUGCAACACCAUCCACGAUGCUGGUAUGGACGUCGGCGGUGGCCAUCCUCGUCGCGGGGGUCGUGGCAGCCAACGACGUUUUCAUCGACGACAACGAAGCGGGAGGCAACACCCACCACCACAAGGUUCACAACUUGGUCCUGAACCCCGAACAGCAUUCGUUAUGUGAACUUAAACACAUCCGCCAGAUUGUGACUCACGCCCACUGCACUUCGAAGGAAAUGGAGAACUACGUGUGCGUCGGAACCUGCUUCAGCUACACCGUCCCGCAGACUGAACCAGAGACACCUGGCGACGAACUGCUGGACUACUGCGAUUCCUGCCAGGCCUCGGAGUCUCAUUGGACUACGAUCGAGCUGGACUGCGAGGAAUACGGCAACGGCUACACGGUCAACAAGAACAUCCAGAUGAUCACCAACUGCUCGUGCUCCCCGUGCCACCCGUCCCGCGCGCCCAUCGACAACGAGGUCACGCACCAGCCCAACGACCACCACGUGUCCGAGCUGCUCUUCAAGAUGCUCCCCAACAGCCACAAGUUCAAGGAGAGCGGCGUGCACAAGGCGGAGAUCGGCAAGGAGCUCAAGUACAAGCAGGUGUCCCUCGGCGACCUGAAGAAGGAGUUCAACCUCGACGCCAACCAGGAGCAGCUCCUCCACGGCCGGGUGCUGUUCAAGGACGCCGCCUCCUUCACGGACAACGACGAGGAGGAGGACCCGAGACACCAUUCCUAUUAAAAGGAGCUGUCCUUCGUUUUCCUGUCCGUUUCUUAGAGGGAAAAGGCGUUCUCGAGUCUGUAUAGCUACUAAUUAACCUAAAUACGUCUUUUUUUUUUGAAUAACUGUAGAUGAAACCCUAGGAAGGAACAGAUUAUAUACAUCAGGCGGCCCUUGAGCUGCUGUGUCUCCCGGUGACGCUCUGUUCUCGCAGUAAAAGGAGAUUAAAAGAAUUAAUGACUGAAAAGCGUUGCUCCAAAGAGUUACGGUCAUAUUCGAAUCGACUACAUGGUUCUAUAUACAUUUUUUUUCUCUUUGUAAAGUUAUUUUUUCCGAGAAAUCUUCCAAAACUUAUUGGGUUCUGUACUAAUCUAAAAAAAAAAGAAAGAAAAAUCAGUCUACUCGUAACUGACAUUCACGAAAAAAAAAUCUUAACACCAAAUGAACUGAAAAAAUAAAAAUAAAAAUAAAAACAACAAUUGCAUAGGAGCAAAAUUGAAACAGGUCUUGAUGAAUAUAAAUGCUCAAGUCUUUCAAAAGAACAAAAACAAAAACAACAAAAUCAGACACAGUUAAUAAAGAUAAAAGAACUGUAACCUGAUGCAUCUAUCCUUAGAUGCAGGUACUUCAGUAUUAGAAAAUUACAAGUAAAACAUUAGAAUGGAGAGUCCCUUCCCUCUUUAAUCCUUGACAACUGGAGUACAGAGAACGAUGACAAAAUCUAAACAGCUCAUAGUCGAUUUUAUAGAAAAAAAAAACACUGAAUUAGUUUACAUUAUUGUACAGUAUGAAUUUGAUAACUCUUUGUUCCGUAAAUUUUGAUUUCCUUUGUAUACUACAGAUUACUCUCUUAUACGAUAUUUUGUCAUGGUCUUAGUAACGAGAAUAUACCGAUUCCUUUUCAUGUAAAAUCUUUAACAAAAUUCUGUCUUUUUCAUAAACAUGUAUUCAAAAUUUAAUGCCAUAUCCACACAAGAGAUACACUACACCAAGAAAAAAAAAACAAGAUUAUUUUCUUUAGUAGAAAUCUUAUCAAUAAAGUAUAUAUGUGUGAUGUUUU